AUGGCCAAUAAUGAAUUAGAAAUGGUUGACGAGCAAAAAUGGGAGGAAAGAAUCAAUAAAGUCAAGCAGGGUUAUAAAAGAAAUAGGGUUGUAUUAUGGAUUAAGAGUAAAAGUCCUUUCCCAUGGAUCAAUGUAUUUUCAUUUUUAGUUAAUAUUCCAAUGUUAGUUGCACUUAUUAUUUUAACUGGUGUAAGAUGGAGAAAAGAAUGUUCAUUUAUUGGUACUUUUUGUAUAAUUUAUAUAUUUAUUUUUUUAGGUAAUAUUGCAUACUCUUGGUAUUUCCACAAAACUAUGAAAUUAAAGAAACCUAGACAUUUUGUUAAUAUAGUUUCAGAUUGUGGUUUCAGUUCAUUCUUUUUAUACACUGGUGUCUCUGUGGUCAUUUUCAUUAUUUGUGAAUAUUUAAGAAAGGGUACCGAAUACACUGAAUGCUAUAAAAACAAUAGAGAUAUUUACGUAUUAUUAAGAGGUGCUGCUGGUAUGGAUAUAUUCUUUUUAGUUGGUUUCUUUAUCAUCAAUUUCUUAAAUAUCAUAUUAAGUUGUUACAGAUUACCAGACUUGGAUUCAAGAACAAAAGCUAAAAAAGCUAAAAAACAAUUAAAUACCUAUUAA
This is a messenger RNA of Dictyostelium purpureum, 612 nucleotides long. RefSeq lists its product as uncharacterized. NCBI's taxonomy places the organism in Eukaryota, Evosea, Eumycetozoa, Dictyosteliales, Dictyosteliaceae. The coding region runs from base 1 to 612 and encodes 203 amino acids. The record is from RefSeq and is a predicted model, not a curated record. The transcript is spliced from 2 exons.